This is a messenger RNA of Topomyia yanbarensis, 2145 nucleotides long. RefSeq lists its product as uncharacterized. Bases 1 to 2145 code for a protein of 714 amino acids. NCBI's taxonomy places the organism in Eukaryota, Metazoa, Arthropoda, Insecta, Diptera, Culicidae. The transcript is spliced from 2 exons. The record is from RefSeq and is a predicted model, not a curated record.
AUGCACGUUUCACUCUGCGAUCAACCAGAUGAAACCGAUCUUAACCGUUUAGUGAAAGAAUAUUUCUCUCUCGAAGGAAUUGGAAUUACCAAACCAGAAAACCCUUUGCUAUCAUCGGCUGACCAGCGGGCAUCAAAUUUAUUACGUGAAUGUACUCAUCGUAAGGGCGACCGCUAUGAAAGUGGCCUGCUUUGGCGGUAUGAUGACAUUCGCCUUCCAGACAGCAAACCAGCUGCUCUACGACGUCUGCUCUGCUUGGAGAAUAGAAUGCGCAAGAGUCCCGCGCUGGCAGAAGCGAUGCGAAAUAAAAUCCAUGAAUAUUUGCAAAAAGGUUAUAUAAGAAAACUAACGCCAGCGGAAGUUUCAGUAAAACACCCACGCACUUGGUAUUUACCAAUAUUUCCCGUUUUCAAUCCCAAUAAACCGGGGAAACUACGCAUCGUCUGGGAUGCCGCCGCAUCCGUCCGAGGUGUCUCGCUGAACUCCGUGUUAAUGACGGGUCCUGAUCAGCUCACAUCCCUCGCAUCUGUUCUUCUUCGGUUUCGUGAGCAUCGAGUGGCCGUCGGCGGCGACGUGCGUGAAAUGUUUCACCAAGUUCUAGUGAAAGAUGAGGAUCAAUACAGUCAGCGGUUCCUUUGGCGUAACACUGAAAGCGACGAACCAGAUGUUUAUGUCAUGCAGGUUAUGACCUUCGGUGCUAGCUGCUCACCAAGCUGCGCACAAUAUGUUAAAAAUCACAACGCGCUCCAGUUCUCUGAGCGCUUUCCCGAUGCUGCAGCUGCAAUAGUGAAAGGUCACUACGUCGACGACCUGCUCAUAAGUGUUGAAACACAAGAGGAUGCCAUUCGUCUUGCGAAAGAAGUUCAGUUCAUACAUGCAAACGCGGGAUUUGAAAUGCAUCAAUGGAUAUCUAAUUCCAAGCAAGUACUUUGUGCAUUGCAGAAUGCACCAACUGCAGAAAAAAACGUCAGUAUCGGUUCUGCAAGCUCUAUCGAGAAGGUACUCGGAAUGUGGUGGGAUACAUCAACAGAUACUAUUACAUACAAAAUUUCACCCCAGUGCGAUCAGGACAUACUAAGCGGCAAACAACCUCCCACAAAACGAGAAAUGCUGAGAGUUCUCAUGAUGAUUUUUGACCCUCUUGGGUUGAUAGGGCACUUUCUGAUGUUUUUAAAAGUUCUCCUCCAGGAAGUUUGGAGGACAAAUGUCGGUUGGGACGAGCCUAUACUGGAGGCGCAGCAGGAAAAAUGGCAUCGCUGGUUGCGUGUAUUACCGGACGUGGAAAACGUACGAGUACCGCGAUGCUAUCGUUUCAAUACCUCAUCAAACUCUACGAAUAAUGUACAACUCCAUACGUUCGUGGAUGCGAGUGAGGCAGGCUACGCGGCUGCAGUGUAUCUCAGAUUCGAAGAACUUGGGCAAAUUGAAUGCUCACUUGUAGGCGCUAAAACGAGGGUAGCCCCGCUAAGAUUCGUCUCAAUUCCCCGACUUGAGCUACAGGCCGCACUCAUCGGUGCACGAUUAGCUAGAUCAAUUGAAGCAUCUCUUUCUCUUCACGUUUGUCGUCGAGUCUAUUGGACAGACUCUAGAAACGUACUAGGUUGGCUCAGGUCCUACCAUCGACGUUACACUCAGUACGUGGCCUAUCGAGUCGGCGAAAUUUUGGAGUUAACUGAUCCUAGUGAAUGGUUGUGGGUUUCCACGAAAGAUAACGUUGCGGAUGAUGGUACUAAAUGGCAUCGGAAGCCGGAUCUAUCAUCCUCCAGCCGCUGGUUUCGGGGUCCAAGCAUCAUUUGGGGUCGAGAAGAUAUCUGGCAACCAGAUACCAGGAUAAUGUACAACACCAACGAAGAACUACGUCCAGCAUUCCUCUUAUCUCAUCGAGUUGCGGUAACUGCAGUUGUGAAUCCGGAAGAUUUCUCAAGUUGGAAGCGACUGCUAAAAGUUGUUGGUUGGGUUUUUCAAUACACCAAUAACCUGUACAAAAAGGCGAAAUGUCUACCCAUUGAAGCCGUUCCAUUGAACCAGGAAAUUCUAAGUAAGGCGCAUAACUACCUGAUUCGCAUAGCUCAACGUCAAGCCUUCCCAGCAGAGUUUUCACUGAUGUCUUCUGCUGAACCACGAUGCUUAAUGUGGAAGGUAUAA